ACGAAGCUCGAGCGAUUCUUCACCAGGACGAAUCGUACCGCGUUAAUUCGUUAAGAUCGAAAAUUUUCGUCUCGCGCAACCAAUAUAACAACCAGUUGUUAAGAUAACAGAAAUUGUUAAGAUAAUGACGAUUUACGUGAUUACAAGGGAUACAAACUGAAGCAAUUUGUCGCGAAAUGCAUUAAGUCGUAUCGAUAUCCGAGUGACCUGAAAUUAAGAGUAUUCAAUAAAGAGGAAACUACUUGUUGGAUUCAUCGUUGAAGGCUGAAGCUUUGGAAUCAGAAGAAAUAGGGCAGCCGUUUCAUUCUCGUCUCACAUGGCUGCAACCACGAGUAUUGACGUGCUAAAGGAAGCGGGACCAAGAGGUGAGAUUGUGACGCAAGUCUCAUCUUCCCAGGACAAGCAUCACGAUGAACAAACGGCAAAAUGCGAACGGACACAAUGGAGACAAUGGCUAGCAUGUAUAUCAGCGACUCUAUCCAUGGUAGCAGUCGGCACCGUCUACGGAUGGACUACCACGUCGCUCUCACGACUCACAUCCGGCGCCAGCGAUGUUCCAAUAAAGAUAACCGACGAUCAGGGCUCAUGGAUCGUAUCGUUGACGGUGAUCGGCUCUAUGAUCGGUCCGUUCCUCGGUGCCAGUCUUGCCGAUCGAUACGGCCGUAAGAAGUGCCUUUUGUUCGCAAGCGGUUUCUUCAUCGUCGGCUGGACAAUCGUUUUCUUCGCCCAGACUGUAGUUGCUCUUUACGUUUCUAGGAUGAUUCUUGGCAUUGGCGUGGGCAUCUCAUACACUACCAAUCCGAUGUAUGUAUCGGAGGUCGCUGACGUCGAAAUUAGAGGUGCUCUCGGUACUCUGAUUGCCGUAAACGUAUUCACUGGUUCCUUACUGACAUGUAGUAUUGGUCCGUGGGUAUCGUACCACGUUCUGACAGGUAUACUUCUCAUGGUACCUAUCUUAUUUGUGAUAUGCUUCUCCUGGUUCCCCGAGACUCCUGCCUUCCUUGUGACCAGAGGUCGUAGAGCAGAAGCAACUAGGUCUCUAGCGUUCUUUAAAGGAAUUCGCGAUCGCGACGAAGCAAGGAGAGAAUUAGAAUACACUUUACGUAACGUUUUUAUCGAAGAUGUUUGCGAUAAUACUCCAGUGACUGGUCCUGGAGCUCGAACGGAACCCGUUAAGCGCAGCUGGAUGGGAAAACUGAAGCUGAUGCUGUUGCCCAGUAACGCUCGAGCUCUCGGCAUUAUACUCAGUCUAAUUGCUACGCAGCAACUCAGUGGAAACUUUAGCACUAUACAGUAUCUUGAAGUGCUUUUCAAGAAAGCAGCGAUCGGCAUCGAUUCCAACGUGGCUACGAUACUUGUGCUCGCGGUCGGCCUCAUCUCAUGCGGAUUAUCAACUGCGACCGUUGAAGGCGCGGGCAGACGUCCAUUACUAAUCGCCUCCACCCUGGGUUCUUCCGUUACCCUAGCAAUUCUUGCAAUAUACCUUAUGCUAGACGAAAGAGGCAUUGAUGUAUCAGCAGUAAAUCUUCUUCCAGUGAUCGAUGUGAUCAUCUUUCAAGUGGCCUACCAGAUUGGACUGGGUACUCUACCAAACGCGUUGAUCGGAGAAUUAUUUCCUACUGAGGUGAAAGCGUUCGCCGGUGCCAUUAUCAUCGUUUUCGACGGCGUGCUUGGUUUUAUCGUAUCCAAACUGUAUCAGGUGAUUGGCGAUUGGUUGGGCGCCGACACCGUUUAUUAUUUCUUCGCGGGAUCGUGUUUACUGGCGUUCGUGAUGGUGAUAUUCACCGUGCCCGAGACCAAAGGUCGGACGUUCCGCGAAAUUCAAGAACUUUUGGGAGGUAGGGAGAAGAAAAAAGAGGUCACCGAAUGUUUGCAGGAUCGAAAUAGUAUGGUAUGACAAAAAGGAACAUUUCGCACAUCUUUACUGAACAUGGUGCGAAUUUACUAACGAGAUAAUGUCAUCGGAUAUUCUUUCCAAAGCAAUGAACAUUAAAACGGCAAUUACUUACUCGCAACUGUAUAUAAAAUGUACAUUUGCACGUUUUUCAUGCAACAAAAAACAGGACGCAAAGGUGAAAUGGCUUUUCGCUGUUUACCGCGAUUUUUCUCGUAUCUGC
Molecule: messenger RNA, 2117 nt
Organism: Atta colombica
Lineage: Eukaryota; Metazoa; Arthropoda; Insecta; Hymenoptera; Formicidae
Product: facilitated trehalose transporter Tret1-like
Exons: 4
Coding region: 317-1897 (526 amino acids)
Biological process (GO): transmembrane transport
Cellular component (GO): membrane
Molecular function (GO): transmembrane transporter activity
Source: RefSeq, a predicted model, not a curated record